This is a messenger RNA of Ustilaginoidea virens, 2994 nucleotides long. RefSeq lists its product as uncharacterized. The transcript has 3 exons. Gene Ontology annotation, biological process: proteasome-mediated ubiquitin-dependent protein catabolic process. The record is from RefSeq and is a predicted model, not a curated record. NCBI's taxonomy places the organism in Eukaryota, Fungi, Ascomycota, Sordariomycetes, Hypocreales, Clavicipitaceae. The coding region runs from base 1 to 2994 and encodes 997 amino acids. Gene Ontology annotation, cellular component: GID complex.
AUGGCUCGACCUCAGAACUCCUCCAUCUUGACGCAACUCCGAAAUGCCAAGGCACUACCCGAACAGGCUCUGGCCCUGCAGGCUUUGAAGAAUGAUAUCGUUGGCCAUGUGCAGAAGAAGGAAGCGUGGAUUGGUCUUGGCGUACUAGAGCCCAUAGUCAGGACUCUGGUGACCAACCGAUCACCGUCGAAGCUCAACGGGAAAGAUGCCAACGCUCAUCUUCUAACGCGGCCGCUGUCCGACGAGGAAUACGUGAGGCUACAAGCCCUCCAACUGGUUGCGAGUUUCGCCAAUGGCGGGCCGGCGUUCCUCAACCCUCUUCAUGCUGCCCGUGUCGUGCCGGCUAUCUUGACGAACCUUUCGCCUUCUUCGAAACCUCCUCAGAUCGUGGUGGCCUCGCUCAGAGCGUUGGUUGAUAUUUCUACAGCUGCUUCUCUGGCGCUUCCGCCCACACCAAUCGACAUGCAUUACUUGGCCAGCAAUGUCUUUUCUCCUCCAAACAUAGAAUCUCUCAACAUGAUGCUCUCAAUGACAUCGUCGAACUACAUGUACCAAUGCCAGAUUACUCUUGCGUCGACCCUGAUAUGUCUCUUGUGUCGGGAAGACCAACAUCAGAAUGCGCUUGUAAACGGAGGCGUCUUGGACUCCUUGGCGGCCCAACUGGCUAGGUUUGCCGUCGCGGACGGUCUUGUCGUACCCAAAGCCGAGGAACUGGCGUACAAUGAUGGCCUGAGCGACCUGUUUCCCGAGCCUGCUUCGCCAGGGGCAAGGAUAGGGCCAAUUCUCGAAGCGAUUAGCUGCAUCAUGGGUGAUUCCAAAUACCGAGCGAAUAGAUUGAUUUACUCUCCGGCACUGCUUGCCAUCUUUCCGAGCGUAAAGUUUGAGCCGUACAAGGAAACAGACGAAAACCAAGGGGUCACAGCCAUGGAUUUCAUCCUACCAUCUCUGCCGGCCGCACGCUCCAAAGCCCAAUCGUGCGCACAUUCUUUGUUCCCCACGCCUGACCGAUCCGACUCCCGGACUUGCAGCAGAACGUCGCUUAGCAAGUUCGGUACGUCUGCAGUUUGGGACACUCCUCUGUUUCACUCGGCGGUUAAUGCGCCCGAUGCGUCCAACGAGGACGUGGAAAGCCCACUCAUUCCGUGGCUAAUACAUUUGACACGCUCGCUGAGCGACUACGAUCGGCUGAUGGCGGCGGCCGUCCUGGCUGCCUUAUUCAAGGCCGGACUGGGACGGAAGGGCGUGAGAGAAACAACCAUCGGCUUACUUGUGGUACCAGUCAUCGUUGGCAUGAUUGCCAAAAACGACAGAGACGGCCUCGAAUCAGUCGAGCCAUCCGACACACGGCGGCUUCAAAUUCUGGAAAAGGGACCGGCUAUACUGGCCAGGCUGAUAUCCGACAGCGAGUAUCUCCAGAAAGCCGCGUUUGAUUGUGACGGCGUCAAGAUCCUUACCAAACUCCUCAAGCGAUCAUACAAGCCAGUAGCGGAUGGCGGCCAGCCAACGUUUUGGUCUGCAAGCCCCGAUACAGGAAUGGACGUUGAAAGCACAUCGCCCAUGGCCCGUCUUGGGGAUGGCGGGCGGAACCCUCUGCUGGCCCACAGGAUUAUCCUGCGAGAGUCAACCUUGAAAGCCAUUGGUGCAUUGUCGGCGGGCAAGGAGGAUUACAGAAAGGCCCUCGUCUCCGAAGACUUGGUACCGUACGUAGUCGAGUCUCUCUGCGAGCAUCCCCGAAAGCCGAGGUCAGCAAAGGAUAAGAAGCCAGCCAACGAGCCGGCGCAGAGUGGGCCGUGUCCAGCCUACGGCACAAAUCCUUUGUCGGUCAUCAUAGCUGGCUGCCACGUUGUGCGGACCCUGGCUCGAUCUGUGAGCAUACUGCGAACCGCCCUGGUGGAUCACGCAGUAGACAUGCCGAUUUUCCGGUUUCUGAAGCAUGCCGAGGUCAAUGUGCAAAUCGCUGCCACUGCGACUGUCAUCAACCUGGUUGUCGAAGUGAGCCCAGUUCGUGAGCUUCUUACUGAAAAGGGCGUGAUGAAAAUCCUUUGUGAGCAUGCUCAUUCGGACAAUGCCGCGCUGCGGCUGAACGCCCUCUGGGCGCUGAAACACUUUGUCGAUGCCGUUGGACCUGACCUGAAGAAGGCAUGUCUCGAUCAGCUGGAGCCGGGAUGGCUGGUGCAGCUCAUCUGCGACGACAGCCAGGAGGCCUCGGUCUUUGCCGUGCCUGCCAAGGGAUCGUACGGCGAUGAUUUUGACCAAGACAUGGACAUGCGGCCGUGGGACGAGCCUGUUCGGUGGUUUUGCGGAAGCAACGGGGUGGUGGAAGAGCUGGACGCUUCUCGCUCGUCAAGGCUGCGGCAGGCAGAGGAUCGGCUGAUGUCGGUACGAGAAGCCGAACUGAACCCGGCGCGGAAAGCCCGAAGCGACGACGUGGCCAUCCAGGAACAAGGGCUGGAUUUCAUCCGGAACUUUAUCGGGCGGCCCCAGUCGGGCGUGUCGUCGGAGGAUGCGUGCGAGACGACCGAGAUGAUUGACUGCCUGCUUAGCGAGCUGGGCGAGGAUCGCUUGUUCGACAUGCUGGCCUCGAAGCUACGGUCAAAGGUGCAGUGGCGAGACGGGGCGCUGGGGAGGGAGACGAGGGUGAUGCACCCGCAGGCCAAGAUCAUGGUGGCCGUGAUUUGCAUCCUGGUGCACAUGGCCGCCAGCGUGCCGCGCCACCGGCAGCUGGUCAUGGCCCAGACGGAGCUGCUGAAGCUUCUGGCGCAGCAGGCCGGCAGCAAGGACCGGAGCGUGCGAGCGUCGCUGUGCCACCUGGUCAUCAACCUGACGUGGCAGGAGGACGAGAGCGAGGCGCAGGCCUGCUCGCAGCGAGCCCACGAGCUGAAGAAGCUGGGAUUCCACGCCAAGAUGGACACGCUGAGGCACCAGGACAGGGAUCUGGACGUGAGGGAGCGAGCGAAGACGGCGGCAUGGCAGAUGGAGCAGGCGACGUAUUGA